GGGGGCGGAGCCGGCGGGCGCGCGGCCUGUCCCGGUGCGCGGCGCGGCUCGGUUCCGCUCGGCUCGGUUCCGCUCGGCUCGGCUCGGCCCCGCCCCGCCCCGCGGGCGGUCUCUGCGGCGCAGUCGCGGCGCCGCCAUCGCGGGCAGAUGCAGGCGAUCAAGUGUGUGGUGGUGGGCGACGGAGCUGUUGGGAAGACCUGCUUGCUGAUCAGUUACACCACAAAUGCCUUUCCUGGAGAAUACAUUCCCACCGUGUUUGAUAAUUAUUCUGCCAAUGUGAUGGUAGAUGGAAAGCCAGUGAAUCUGGGCCUCUGGGACACAGCAGGGCAAGAAGAUUAUGACCGACUGCGGCCUCUUUCCUAUCCACAGACGGAUGUUUUCUUGAUCUGCUUCUCCCUUGUGAGUCCAGCCUCCUUUGAGAAUGUCAGAGCUAAGUGGUACCCUGAGGUCCGACACCAUUGCCCAAAUACACCUAUUAUCCUGGUGGGCACCAAGCUGGACUUGAGGGAUGAUAAGGACACCAUUGAAAGGUUACGUGAUAAGAAACUGGCCCCCAUCACCUAUCCCCAAGGCUUGGCCAUGGCUCGGGAGAUCGGGUCAGUAAAGUACCUCGAAUGCUCUGCGCUGACGCAGCGGGGCUUGAAGACGGUGUUUGAUGAAGCCAUCCGGGCUGUGCUCUGCCCACCGCCUGUGAAGAAGCCUGGCAAAAAGUGUACCAUGUUUUGAGGGCUGUGGCCUUGGUGUUGGCUCAGCAUGCUGUCAUCCUCUGACAGAUUGCAUAUUAAGCUGGGUGUUUCUGAAGGGGGCUGGGAUGUAUAGGGCCCUUCAUCAUGUACGAAGUCAGUGUUUUUUAAAUGUCUCUUUGAUUUAACGUCAGUGUUGAUGUGAAGGGGCAGUGGGGACAGGAGACCAGCUGGGGACUAUACAGACCCCAGGGGAGGUACAGCGGGGAAGGCAAGGUAGCUCCUUCAGGCAACAAGCUGUUUUGGCUCUCCUGAACUCCAAGUGGAAAGGGCUGAGACAUCCAUCCUGUUCUGGAAACACCUGUUUUCAACCUGCAGGGAAACAGGUGGUUAACAUUCUAGUGGGAGUGGGGAGGGAGCUGAUUUCAAUGGUGCUGAAAGACAAGAAGAGCUGGGAGGAUGGUAGGGUCUCCUUGCCCAGCCUGCUGUGGCUAACAGUUAACAAACUGGUGCUCUAGCAGAAUGUUCCUGAGACUGUUAAAAGAAAUCAUAACCAGCCCUGGAAGGGGUCAAAGUAAAUAAGAAGCUGAAAAAUGAAUCAUUAGGUGCUUUAUUGGGUACUAGCCAAACUCUGUGAGUGAAACAGCUCUGUGCAAUCAAUGCAUUUGCCUUUUUGUGUAUGCACACCCUAGGACAGCAUGGUGCUGCUCCCCCCCAUUAGUCUUUAGCAGGGCCUCCCCCCAAGAUCCAGUCUCUGCAGAGCAGGGCUGGGAUUGUUGCCUCUAUUUUUUUUUUUUCUACUAAAGACAACAAAGGAAGCAAUGAGGAGUCUGCUAACUUCUUUCCCUUCCCACUGAAAAUGCAGACAGACUCUGUGGAUUUGGAUGGAACAGGGAGAGCUUCUGAAGGGUUGUGGGGGGGGAACAGGGUUGGAAGAGAGGUCCAAUUUCUAAUCAUCAUGUAGAGUGACAAGAUAAAACCUUAUUUGGUGCAAUAAACAUUCUCCAUGAA
This is a messenger RNA of Passer domesticus (house sparrow), 1694 nucleotides long. RefSeq names its product Rac family small GTPase 3 (gene RAC3). Gene Ontology annotation, cellular component: cytoplasmic vesicle; neuron projection; cytoskeleton. Gene Ontology annotation, molecular function: GTPase activity; GTP binding; protein kinase binding. The record is from RefSeq and is a predicted model, not a curated record. NCBI's taxonomy places the organism in Eukaryota, Metazoa, Chordata, Aves, Passeriformes, Passeridae. The transcript has 6 exons. Gene Ontology annotation, biological process: regulation of cell shape; regulation of actin cytoskeleton organization; engulfment of apoptotic cell. The coding region runs from base 148 to 726 and encodes 192 amino acids.